This is a messenger RNA of Drosophila albomicans, 9461 nucleotides long. RefSeq lists its product as uncharacterized. The record is from RefSeq and is a predicted model, not a curated record. The transcript is spliced from 7 exons. Gene Ontology annotation, biological process: regulation of gene expression. Lineage: Eukaryota; Metazoa; Arthropoda; Insecta; Diptera; Drosophilidae. Gene Ontology annotation, cellular component: nucleus. The coding region runs from base 1403 to 8074 and encodes 2223 amino acids.
AACGCAGCACGCGGAUGCUACGCUUCGUGUUGUUGUUUUUAUUAUUUUUGUGUUUCUUUCUUGUGGCCUGCGUUUACAAAAGCACAAGCACUCUCUUAAACUUUGAAUUGUACGGGUACUCUCUCGCUCUCUCUCGUUCGGUGUGUUGGCUCUCUUGGUGGUUGCUCUCAGCUCGCAUGACGACGACUGCGACUGCGACUGCUGUUGCUUCUGCUGCUGCUGCUGCGGCUGGCGGCAUUGCUGUUGUUGUGUGUUGUUCUUGAGUUGGCGUUGUCGCUGGCUGCUGCUUCUGCUGUUUGUUGUUGUUAUUGUGGUGGUCUCGGUCUCGGUCUCUGUUUUCUGUUUCGGUUUCGGUUUCGUUUGUCUGGCCGCUGCUGCUGCUGCUGGUUUGAUUUUUGUGCGCUCCGCAGCGCCGUCGUCGCUCUGCAGCUGCGUUCGUGCGCUUUUUGAAAAUAGUUACAAGAUGCUCAUCGAAGUGAGUAGAACGCCGGAGCGGUAAAUUGGACAAAGACCAAAAAACACCAAAAUAAUAUAACAGCAACUACAACAACAACAACAACUCACCAACGCAGACGCCGUUUUUUGGUUGAGUUCAAGACAUCGCAAUAUUGAACUGUAACUUCCAACAACUGCAACUCAAAACUCAUUUCUCAGUUCUCAAAUGCAAAUUGCAACUGAUACAAAAAUUUAAUCAAAUAAAUAUAAAUAAAGUGUGAACGCUGAUAAAACAAAACAACAAAUUCGAGCUAAAAGCCACAUGUGUUGUGUCCACAAAAAAUACAAAAAAAAUAAAUAAAAUAAAUUUUGAAAUACGAAGUGCAAGUUGCAACAAAAUACAACAAAUAAAAUAAUUUUAAUUUAAUUAAAGUGGCGCGAGUUUUCGCAAUUCAAUCAUCGCACAACAGCUUUAAAGUCCAUGUCCAAGUAAAGUGCAACCCAUGCGGAGCUGCUGUUGUUAUUUUUAAAUCGCUGACCGCAGAGAAUCUAACGCUAAAAAUAAAACGGACCAAAACAAAAUAACACCAACAUACUAAAUACAAAAUACAAAAAUAAUAACGAAACACGCGUCGAGUUUUUCCUUCUCUCUACCACAAAUAUAUAAAAAUACCCACAAAAAACGCAAAGGGUAAAAACUCGAAAGUGACAAACACCAGCAACAACAACAACAACUGCGGCAACAUCAUCACCAGCAACUACUGCAACUGCAACACCAGCAACGCUUGCAACAAAUUGGAAAUAAAAAAAAAACCUCAGAAAUAAAAUAAAAUAAAAGUGCGUGCAGCGGCAUUUUCCACAUCUGACAUGUUCAGGGCCAAUGACAAACCCAGUUUAUCUAUUGUUAAACAUUAGGAAAGUGCAGCAAGAAUUCUGAAAGAGUGCACACACUCAGAAGUGUGGCAACAUGGACCUGCCCUCGAUGGUGCAACGUUCUGGCGAUACGCUCAUUGUGCGCAGCGUUGUCAGUGGCAAUCAGCUGUACAUGGAGCAGGGACACAAUGCAACCAGUAGCAACCAUAACAACAGCAACAACAGUAACACAAGCAACACUAGCAACAACAGCAACCAUAGCGGUAACAGCAACAACACAACGCCACCGUUGGGCAACGUGGCAUCCACAUCGCCAACAGCGGUGACAACCAGCGCAUUGGAACAGCAACUGGAGCGUUAUCGCUUGCAACAAUUGCUGCAACAGCAGCAACAACAGGCGGUGGCAGCAGCCGCAGCCGUUGUCAACAGCGUGCAGCAGCAGCAACAGCAACAGCAGCAACAACAACAGCAUGGCGGACUCUCGCUGGAUGCCAAGGAGGAGGGGCUGCCACAGUGCAAAAUCAAGCGCAACUACAGCUGCAACCAUUGCGCCUACUUCACACAGAAUCCGCGCUACCAUUUGACGCAUCUGCGGGACGUGCACGGCGAGAAGAUUGUGAUCAACAAGUGCAAGCUUUGUUUGUACGCCUCCCGCCACUUUCAGAAGCUGGUGCGCCACAUGAAGAUGGUGCACGGCUGCACCGAUGGCAUUCCCAGCGGUCACGGGCAGGCGCGUGGCAAGCGCGGCAUGAGUCGUGAGGCACGCAAGCGACGGUUGGAGGAGAGCGUGGGGGUUAUGGGUGGUCAGGCGGUGGCCAUUGCGGUGCCCGAUAUGCCCACGUUGGAGCAGGUGAAGCGUGAAUUGCAGCUGCAGGAGCAGAAGUUGCAACGCGACAUCGAAGCGUACAAACAGCGACAACGCGAAGAGUUGCAACGCGAGCAACAGAUGGAACUUGUGUCCAACUAUGAGCGACAAUUGCAGGCAACAUUGCGUGAUCUCGAUGCACGCGACAGUUUCGAGCGUCAAUCCUCGCCCGCGGAGCCACCAACUCCCUCGCCCAGCGGCUCAGCCACGCCUCCACAGCAGGCCGCCUUGUCUUCGGGUGGCGAGGAGCCACAGAAUCGCCUGCUCAAGUGCAGCGCCUGCGAGUUCACCACCCUCUAUCGCACACAGUUGCGGGCUCAUGAGCUGGAGGAGCACGGCAAGACAAAGUUCUUCCGGUGCGACAAGUGCAGCUAUGUGACGCACAUCAAGGCGCGCUUUAGCAAGCAUGUGAAGUACCAUUCGAUGCCGAUGAUCAAGUGCGUCACUUGCGAUUUUCGCACACCCUACAAAUGGAAUCUCGACAGGCAUAUGAAGAAUCAUGGCGGAGCCGGCGCCUUCAAGUGUGCCGCCUGCGAUUUCACUGCGGACAUUAAACAGUCGCUCACAGUACACGAGAUGAAUCAUCAUGUGCCGCCGGUGGGCAAUGCGGGCUCCAUUUGGCCGCGACGACAGAACAAAGUUGGGGCGAGUGAAAUGUGCGAUGAUUUCCUCAGCGAUUCGGCCGAGUUGGAGGAUCAGUAUAACAACAAUAACUUGGACGAUGAUCUGGAGGAUGGCGAUGGCGGUGCGUUGAGCGGUGGGGAGGAGCAUUAUGGCAAGCGCAGCAAGUACGAGGAGGAUGAGGAGCCCACAGAUCUGUCGCAGAAGGGCGGCUGCUCAUCUGACACAUCCAGCGUGGGCACCACAACGCCACGGGCCAAGCGACCCAUGCCCAAUCUGAUUCCCAUCAACAAGAGUCCCAAGGACGUGCUGAACCUUUCCAAGGAUAUGAAUGCCAGUCGCAGCUCUCUCACCGAGAUCGCCUCCAUGUUCUUCAACGAGAAGCAAAUCUCCGAGAUGCUCGACAAAUCGGAUGUGCCACAACUGUCGCCUGCCACCACGAUCACAUCGCAGGCUUCGUCGCGCAGUCUGCUGGCCAAAAAGGGCGGCUCCUUCUUUGACAAACUGAAGACGGGAGCACAGCACGAUAAUCUGGUGUGUCAGUGUGGCUAUGUGGCCAAAUAUCUCUCGGAAUCCAUAAUACACGCCAAGAGCUGUCAAUCGUCGGCGGUUGUUAUCGAGGAUGACGAUGCAGCGCUGCACGAAGAUGAUGCCGACGAUCGCCUGGAGAUCGAUGAGGAUGACGAUGAUCAUCAGUCGCAUUCGGCCUUGAACUUGAGCGUUUCGGGCUCCACUCGCUGUCAGCACUGUCGACAUCGUUGCAAAUCGUCCACAGAUCUGUUGCAUCAUCUCUCGCAAUGCGCCGAAGCCAUUCGCUGUGCCAACGAGAUGUACGAUUCGAAUUCUGGAGAAAGUGCCGAGCGUCGUGUGGAUGCGCACACGUUGCAACAACAAGCGGCGGUGCAACAGCAACGUGUCUGCAUUUGGAACAAGGCGGCCAAGGAAAUUGCCGCCGCUGUUGUGCAGCAGGAUAAGUCCAAUCUGUUGACCAAAUCCCCGAUUAGUCAAGCGACCAGCAAUGAGGAGAACAGCUAUUAUGGCGUGGAAACAGCGCCUGGUUAUGGUGAGGUAACCAAAAAGAUGACGCCCGAAGAAGAAGCAGCCAACUCAUCACUGAAGAAGGUCUACAAGUGUCCACACUGCAGUUUCUGGGCAUCGACAGCAUCGCGCUUCCACGUCCACAUCGUUGGCCAUCUGAACAAGAAACCCUUCGAGUGCUCGCUCUGCUCGUAUCGCUCCAAUUGGCGCUGGGACAUCACCAAGCACAUCCGGCUAAAGACCAUUCGGGAUCCAUCGCAUAAGACGGCCAAGGUGUUGAUGAACGAUGAGACGGGACGACGCAAUUACACCAAGUACAACAAGUACAUUACACUGAUGAAGGUGACCGAAGAGGAUGGCGAUCCGAAGCUUAUGAAAUCCGGUGAAAUGACCCCCAAUCAGGUGGCAUCGUUGGCCUUCUUGAAGGACUAUCAAAAGGUGGGCGUUGGCGCUGCUCAUGACAUCACUUUGGAGCCCGUGUCGCCCAACAAAGUCAACAAUGCACUGGACGACGCUCAGCUGGCGGAUAAUCUGAUUCGUUUGCCAUUGCUGGCAACGAUGAUGAAUGCCGCGAUGGCCAAACAGCAUCAUCAACAGCAACAGCAGCAGGAGCAACAUCACUCCACCAUGAUCACGCCUUCGGUAACCAUUUCGCCAGUGAAACGUUCGCAUCAGCAGCCACCAGGAAAGCCCAGCGAUGAUCUCAUCACUGAGGUGCAUCAGGAGGGCAGCGAGAAGAAGACGUUCUACAGAUGCCGCAAGUGCAACUUUAGACAUCACAAUCGUGACGCGGUGCUGGCGCAUGUCAAAAUCCACUAUCAGGAGUCGAGUUACCCCAAAUCGAAUGCUGUCACAGGCAACAGCAGCAGCACAACACCAUUGCAGGUCUCGGUUAGCUCCAAUCAACAGCUCUAUAUGAAUAAAGUAUUUGCCGCCAUGUGCCUAUCGCAGCAGCCAUCGCCCACAUCGGGCAACCAGGUUGCUGCUGCUGCUGCUGGUGGUGGCAACAAUGGCCAACAACAACAUUCCCUAAUACCAGCUGGAUUGCUGCAGCGUGCCAUUCAAGAGGCAUCACAGCAUUCACCGACACCGAAUGCGAGUGCUUUGAGUGGUCUCGCUUUAGCUCUAGCUGGUGGCAAGACGAUAGCAGCAGCAACAACAACAACAACGUCGACAGCAUCGCCAAAAGCAAAUGCCGCCUCCAUAUUAGAGCACGGUGAGCAGAAAGCGAGUCAAAAUGAGGCAAGUGCCGACAGUCUGACGUCGCCCACAAUCACCAGCAACCAAAACAAUUCGAACUCAAGCACAGCUCGAUCCUUGCAAGAUCUGCUAACAUCACCGCGUACACGACAUGGUCAUCAUUAUGGUGCUCCUGCUAAUUCUAAUGCUAAUACAAAUGUGGUUAUGGGUAGCGGAUAUAACGGCAGCAGCAGCAGCUGCCGGCUGGAUAAGAAGAGCACAUCCUCAUCCACAGCGAGUGCUGCUGCACAACAGCAACUACAACAACAACAAAGCACCUCCACCACAACCACAAUUACAUCGCCUUUGCCAGUAACUACCACUCCUACUCCUAUUUCUACUUUUCCAACUACUACUACUACUACUACUACUACUACUACUGGUGCUAAGUCUUUGGUUCAUACACUGGGUACAAACAAUAACAACAACAACAACAACCCAUCCAAUCACAAUCCAUCCGAUAAUCAUUCCCAUCAAAAUCAAAUCAUCGCCGGUGAUGGCAUCUAUCUGAUGGCAACGGGUUUAAACCAUGCCUCCUUACAUUCUACUACUAUUAAUCUCAAAUCAACGACAACACCAACAAAAACAACAACGCCAACGCCAGGCUCCUCCUCGUCGUGUCUAUCAUCAACAUCGUCUGCGUCAACAUCGGCUGCAUCGGCGUCGUCAUCAGCAUCACAGUCGCCGCAUUCGUCGCCGCCACAAACGAUGACCGGGCAACCGACGACGACGACGGCGUCGCAACGUUUCCAUAGCCAUAGUCCAGGUAGUCCCAGUCUGUUAACGAUGAACGAUACGGAUCGUCGCGAUCCGUCGCCAUAUCGUUGUGGCCACUGCCAUCAAGUGUCCAAUUGGAAGCAUGUGAUUCAGCGGCAUUGUCGCUUAAAGCAUUCCGGGGAUAUUCGGAUCGAGACCCUUGAGCGCAGCUCUGGCAGCAAUGCCCCGCCCAUUUACCGUCCACAGGGCGCUGGCGCCACCAACGAGUCCCAAUCCCAUCUCCUCACCACCACCAACAACAACAACAACUAUAGUAAUAACAACAACAACAGCAACAGCAACAAAUCAAGCAACAACAUCGGCGCCUUGUUGAGCAGCAAACAGUUGGAGCAAUUGUUACAUUCACCACUCUCGGCCAGCGCUGCAGCUGUGGUAAAUGCAGCCACCACACAACAGGACAUUCAGGCAGCUGCCGCUUAUUGGGCUGCGGCCUGCAAAGCAGCGGUUAGCAGCGGCAGCGUCGAAGAGUUGUUGCAACUGCAGCAGAAUGAUCAAAUUGAAAUCACGCGUCUCCCAUCGUCAUCCACAGCAACAACAACGGCAGCAGCAACUGUUGCCACUGCAAUCCACAAUCAACAAGAGUUGCCCAGCAACAACAACAACACAAAGUCCAAGCAACAAAAGUGCCCGGUGUGUCCGUACAUCUCGGAGAGCAAAUCCCAGAUGAACUAUCACGUCUCGUUGCACAAACCGACGCAAUACGAGUGUCGCCUGUGCACUUUCGUCUGCGCCAAGAAGCAACAUCUCAGCAGCCACAUGCGCAGCGUGCAUCAGCAACAACUCGGAGCAGCCACAACUGCCACAGCAGCAGCCGCAGGCAAUUCACUGGGUCUGGACUUCACCAUGGCGUUGCAACGUGCUGCGGCAACCAAACAGAUGCCACAGUUGCCGCUGGCCAUCGAUUUGAGUCAGUUGCAGCUGGAGGAGGAACAGGCCACAACCGAAUUGCCGCCGGAAUAUCAAUACAAGCUCAUCAGCUACUGUCCACGGUGUCCGGCGCGUUUUGCGCAAAAGCAUCACAACGAUGAGCGGAACGCAAAGCUGGAGCUAGAGCAGCAUCUGGCUGAGCAUGCGCCCAACGAACUCGAGUCGGAUGAGGUGCACAUUUGUGCCUAUUGCGAGUAUCGCGCCAGCGCUGAAACUUUGCUGCAACUGCAUCGAGCGGUCCACAUGUCGCACUACCAGGAAAAGUGUCAAGAAUUGUAUAGAAAUUGCAAGGAGGAUGUCAUGUAUCCGGCACCCAAAUUGCUGCAAAUCUCCGGACCCGAAACCAUUUGGGUGGUGGACAAUGAGCUGGGCGCUCAACUGUUGCGUCAAUCGACGACAACCACGACUAAUUUCGAUAGCCAGAAUUCGCUGCUGAAGAAGCAACUCGAAUCGGGCGGCGCAAUUGUGCGGGAGCAAACACCACCGAAGGCCCAAGAGGCCGAGGAGGAUGAGGAGCGUCAGAGCAGCUCGACGCCCUCGACAAGCGCAUCGGUGGCCACCAGUGAUCUGGCUGCCGAUGGUUGCAGCAGCGAGGCGGGCUCCGUGGACAUGCCACAAUCGGCGCCGGCGCCACAACGCUGCCAGCAUUGUCCCUUCGAGACGGAGCAGCAUGAGCUACUGCAGCAGCAUCUGCAGAAGCAUGCGUGCAUCAAUGCACCCGAUGAGGAGGCACAACAAUGUGCUCACUGCGAUUACAAUGCGUUGGAUGAGGCGGAGUUGGAGGAGCACACCGCUGUGCACUUCAAUGCCAGCGAGAAACUCAAAUCCGUGGAGUUCUACACGUGCUACGACAAGCUGGAGAUUAGUGUGGAACAAGAGCCAGAGGCAGAGCAGCUUGAGGCAGCGGAAGCCAAGCAGCCGGAGCACAACAACAACGAGGACAAUGUGGCAAAUGCGAAUGUGCAACAUCCACAAGAAGCUGACGAGGAGGAGGAGAACGAGGUGGACGAGAAAAAGGAACAGCCAGAGGCAAAGAAACCUUGCACCAAGCUGAUACUCUACAAAACCGAUGGCGAGCUGAGUGUGAAGCCAUCGCCGGAGGAGGAAUCAACGGCCACGCAGCGUGGCGAGAACAUUAGCGAUCGGCUGCGACGUCGCAGCUUGAGGGGCAAUGCAACAUCGACAGCGACAGCGACAGUGAUCGCAGAGCCUGCCACAUCACCAAAUGCAGUGGAGACAACGACGGACAAAAUGAUACUGGUCAAUGCCAAGACGGGCAAAGUCAUAUACAGAAAGUAAAGGCGACUAUAUCUAUUUAGAAUAAUCAACUAAAGUUAAUUACAAUUUAUGUUAAUUUGUAUUUUUUUGCGACAUUGUUAAUUUGUUUUGUUGUUUUGUUGGGGUAAACAGUUAGCAAGUAUUUUAUUUUGUUGUUUAAGCACCAAUUAUUAUUAUUUAAUUGUUACUAACACACACACACACACACAGUUGGAACAUGUUCCUGCACUUUCAAUUGUAACGUUAAAGUUAAGUAAUUAAGUUUCUAACCAGUGGAUAUCGAUGCGAAUAUCAGCUGUUAAUUCUUGUUAUCCUUAGAUACUAAAUCUUAUUUCAUUUUUGGAGCGGUGCAAAAGUAUCUUUUACUCUUUAAUUUAUAUUUUUAGCACGUAAGCAACAUAAAAAUGAAUCAAAACUAUAUAUAUAUAUAUAUAUUAAAAAAAAAAAAAAAAAAACAAAACAAAACAAAAUCGGUUUAAACUCUAGUUAAUCUGACCACACAAAAAAGAAAGUUUCAUAGAAAUCAAAACUUAAGAAGAGAGAAAAAAGAAAAACAAAUUCCAAAUUUUGUCUUGCAACAAACAAUUUGUUUUUGAAUGGGAACUGUGAUUAUUAUUAAACAAACAAAAAAAUGAAUAUAUAUAAACUAAAUUUAAAGAAGAGAAAUGCAAGAAAUAUGUGUAGAAUUGAUUUAAAAAAAAAAUGGAAAUGAAAUCUGUAUAAUAAUUUGCAAUAUUUGCAAAAAUAUAUGAUUUUUGUACAACAAACAAACAAAAAAAUGAAAAUAAGAAAACAGCAACAGCGCACAUUGUUAUUUAAGUAAUUAAGUAGUUAUAGUUUAAUUAUGCAUUAAAUGGCUUUUGUUUUAAAAUCAAUUGUUUUUUUUCUGAUUGUUUAUUGUUUCUUACUUUUGUAGCAGAGUGUAGCUGCGAAUAAAAUGUUAUCAUAAACUGUAAGCAAAAGAAAAGAACACACAUGUGGAAUAGCGGGGCCAUAUUUAAAUAGUUUAAAAUAAUAAAAUCAAGAAACAAGCAGACAAGCAAAAAAAAAAAAAAGAAGAAAAUACAGCAACAAACAAAUAAUGAUGAAGAUCAUGAUGAAAUGAUGUAUACAGAAACUUAAUUGAAUUAUGAUAUUCAACCGCAACCGCCUUUGAUAUACAUAUACAUAUACAAAUACAUAUACAUACACAUGUAUCUACAUAUAUAUAAUAUAUCUAUCUAUAUACAUACUAUACAUUUAAAUAGUCUAUAACAGUAAAUAAUGUAAAUAACUUAGUUUUUGUUUACUUCGCACAUAUGUAUUGGUGUACAUAUAAAUAUAUACACACACACACACAUACACAUCUACGGCAUAAAUUUAAACAAUGAAAAUGUACAAAAGAAACAAACAAUUGUUAAUACAACAA